GGUAGAAAAGUAAAAGAAGAAAGAACGUCACAUGUCCAAACCGGAAAACGGGCGUCAACACUUCCGCCUUCCUCACACAGGUGUGUGAGGUGUUAGCUUGGUGAGUUGGCCAAUGUUAGCAAACAAGCUGCAGGGUCACAGCGGUGGAUUCAGUUUGAAAACUGCUGGGAAAUCUGAAUAUGGGUGAAAAUGACGAGAAAAUUUAAAUACCAGCUGAGAAGUAACCCCAGCGGUGAUUUCUGCUGUGUUCCUGAGUGCACGAUAUCAGGGAAGUUCAACUCCUCCGUGAGUUUCCACCACUUCCCAAAGGACGAGAAGCUAAGAAACAUGUGGCUGCGCAAUGUGAGACGGGAGAAUUUAGUGGUCGGGAGGUCCACGAAGGUCUGUAGUCGACACUUCGUCCCCACGGAUGUUAUCCACAGCGGGAAGCGACGCCUGAGAGAGGGAGCGGCGCCUCAGCUGUUCACCUGGAACCACUACUCCCCACCGGCAGCCCCACCGAGUUCCUGCGAGACGACUCCACCACCAGAGGAGGAAUCAAGGGAGGAAGCGACGGACGUGGAGUCGUGGCUUCGGUGUCACGAUUACGCGGCGAAGCCAGAGUCGUCAGCUUUGGACGCAGCCUGUGAGGAGAUAGAGGCUCAGCAGCUGGUUAUAGAAAAACUGCAGAAGAAGCUGGUGGAGACGACGCUGAAGCAGAAGUUUGGUCUGGAGAGGUUUUCAACAUCAGAUCAUGACAUCAGAUUCUACACCAGAUUUGCCAGCUACAGCCAUCUCCUGGCAUUUUGGAAAUGGAUCGAGCCUGCAACAGGGAAAAUGGCGCGGGUGGUUACACGGUCGUCCACCCCAAGCACAACAGCAGCUCCUGAAAAGGCUGCGGAUCCACCUUGUCAACCGAGCCGAUGCCUUCCACUGGUUGAUGAGCUGUUCCUGUUCUUGAUGUACCUGUCACUGGGUCUGAAGGAGGAGGAUCUGGCUGAUCGUUUCAACAUCUAUCCGACCGCUGUCAGCAGGAUAAUCAAAACGUGGGCGAAUUCUUUGUACACCUUACUGGGCGCUGUUGGAAUAUGGAUGUCUCCCGAGAAAAUAAGAGCCACAAUGCCGAGUGUGUUCGGCCAGUUCCCUGACACGCAAGUCCUUGUUGACAGUGUAGAGAUGAGGUGUGAGAUGCCUUCGUCUUUCCUGUAUAAAUCCCACACUACUUUAAAGGGAAUGAUCGGCGUUUCACCACAUGGCGCUGUCACUUUUGUCUCCUCCUUGUUUUCUGGCUCCAUCAGUGACAAAGAAUUGUUCUGGCAGUCUGGCAUUUUUCCUCUUCUGGAUAAAGACAUGGCUGUUAUGGUGGACAAUGGAUUCCGAAUCGACGAGCUGGUGCCCUGCAAAGUUUACAGACCGGCUUCUCUAAGUAAAAACUCACAGCUGUCUCACGACAAAGUGCUGGUCACUGAAGACACUGCACAGUUGAUGAUGCAUGUGGAGAAAGCGACUCGGCGCAUUAAAGAGAACAAACUAUUUGACACCAUCGUCCCUCAGACCAUCGCUGGCAGCAUCAACCAGCUCUUUGUUGUCGCCUGCCUCCUAAAUAACUUUCAAUACAAGCAAUGAGUCGAGGCAUGAGCCAAACAACCGACGGAGCCAGCUUCGCCUUGAAAUAUUGUUGUGUGUAAUUGUUAGUUAUAUUUUAUACAAAGGGCUAUUUAAGUUUUCAACAUAACGGAACCUGUUUUAUACUCAAUCAUGAGAAAUCGAGUGAAAUGUUUUG
Molecule: messenger RNA, 1762 nt
Organism: Paralichthys olivaceus (Japanese flounder)
Lineage: Eukaryota; Metazoa; Chordata; Actinopteri; Pleuronectiformes; Paralichthyidae
Source: RefSeq, a predicted model, not a curated record